UGCAGUUUUGCUCCCAUGAGCAUAAAGUCUCUGUUUUUAGUUUCGGUUUAGUUGCUUUCAUAUUUUUAUGUUAUGUUUUACUAGUGAUCAGUAGUCAAUUGUCUGCAAAGUUAAAAGGAGAGUUAGGACAGUAGGUAGUUCCUGUGCAGUUUUGGAGAUGAUAACUUGGCGUGGCUGGAAGCAUGAAGUCAUUUUAUGAGAAGUAUAUCCCUUGAUGUAUUAUUGUUGUUGUUCAUCAGUGAGCCUGCAACUUAUGACUCUAAUGCUACAAGUUCCCGUAUCUGGCGCCUUGUUCUGUACUAUUGAAAGACAUCACUUGUAUACUGCUAAAAGACAUCACUUGUUGCUAAAAGACAUUGUUAUGUAUGGGAUUUUUUUUGGUGCACAACAAGCCAUGUACGCGUCGCAGCGAUGAGAGACAGAGUCAGAUGCAUGGCCGGGCCACCACCACCAAGCCAUGUACAUGAUGGAUCGCUUUGUCCUCAAGGUCAGCGACCAUGCAUCGAUCAGCGCUGCGCCAAGGAGGAAAUGGAGAGGUAUGAAUUUUUUUCUGAAUUCUCAAAACUUGGUGCGCAGAAAGUAUGGAACGCUGUGGAUUCAUAUUGGCAAACUCCCACCACCGCCUUACGGGAUAUUGGUGACCCUGCUAAAGACCUUCGGGUCACAGGCUCCUUAUCACGGUUCUGGGCAAAUGGAGGAGAUGACGAUGAAUGUGAUAUAGAUCAGGAUUCCGGUGUCUAUCCCUCUGCACUCACGGCCAACCGGCUGGCAAAUAAGACGGCUUUUACUGUGGAACAGCUUGUCCAGAAAAUCGAGGGACUACCUGAUCAGAAGUUUCAGGAGCAGGCCACUGUAAUUGACACAUAUAAAAAAGAGGUCAAGAAUUUUUUAGCUUUUGACCAGACGGUUCCUCCAAGUAGCAAGUUAAAGCCGUGGCAUGGGCCAUUACCUCCAAAAAGAAUCUCUCCGUCACUAACGCUAGCAGACUGUCCUGUUUUGACAGAUCUGAGGCAUAAGAAAAAGGGACAUCGGAGACUCAGAGAUCUUGGAGGCGCCUUACGCCGGAGCUGGGGAAGAAAUGGGGAGUUUCAAAUUUUAAAUCGAGAUCCACGUUUUCCGGGUCGUGUGUCCGAUGCAGUCCAACGAAAAGGUGUGGUAACAGAUAAUGGACCUUUGUUGGGCUCAAAAGGCACAAGCCCAAGGAUUCAUUUCAUACCAAAGCAGGCUUUGGGGAGGCUUAUGUCCCGUCGAGGCCGGUUAGCCAGGUCUGAACUUGAUUGUGCUGAAGCAUCGUUGUUCCCUGUGACUUGCAUUGCCAUAAGAAACCAGAACUUCUCGACCCCCACGCCGCCGCCAACCUCGAUCACCCACAACGCCACAACAUUUGCUGACAUUGUGAGGUUUGGGAGGACUAGGAUGGAUGGGGAAGGUCAACGCAGAGGAGGUUUUAGGGCACCUGGAGUCAUUGGCAGAUCUGGAGGUGGCUUUGGUUUCGGCAAUCGCGUGGAGGGGUUCACCUCGGGAGGCUUUGGGCAGGCGUAUGGUCCAAAUGGUGCGGGGCGAAUUUCUGGCCAACACCUAGGUCCUCAGUUCGGAUUUGGUGCCGUUGGACACAACAACAGGGUGCCGCAAAACUCCCAGCAAACAAUAGUUUUUGGACAUGGACAGCAGCAACCUGCCUCGUUCUCAGUUGGAGGAGCUCAACAUGGUACACAACAGGUUGGUGUUGGGGGACAGAAACAUGAUUAUCAUAAUCAGCGCUACAAGGAUAAUUCUGGGUCUGGUCGACAGGUAGAAAGAGGUUUUUGGCCAAAGCAGCAUGCUAACAGGGGCCGGGCCCCAUUCUCCAAAGGUCCAAGUUUCAACCAUAUUGCAGCUAGUGGUUCUGAAGGUCUUCAAAAGGGGUUGGGCAGACAUUUACAACAUAAUAGUGAUGGAGGUUCAAGUGGCAUUGGGGACAACAUGAUUUUGAUGGAUAAAACUGCCUCUAAACGUUCCUUUCAGGAAGUUGAAGAAAACAGGCCACCCUCUAAAAAGGUUGAAGUAUUAGUUGAGACCAAGAAAGAGGCGAGUAAACCACAAGGGGAAUUGUUUGAAGUGGCAGAAGUGUCAGCAAAAGGGAGGGGUAAGUGGUGUUUUCGAUGCAGGACAAAGGGCCAUGUGUCAGUGGAAUGCACUACAAUCUUGUUUUGCCAAUUGUGUGAAAGUGAUGACCAUGUCGCUGCUAUAUGCCCAAUAAAGAAAAAACCUCGUCUGAUGGCUUACUCGGUGGGUUAUGCGAUGGAUGGUCUGGGCUUCUACCAUAUCCCCCAUGGCCCUAUUUCCAUGUCAAAAAAGGAUAAUACUUUGGCUUUGAUCACAUUUAUGGGAGGCGAGCUUAAGGAAGCUGAACUUGUUGCUCAUAUGGAGAGGUUAAUUCCAGGAAAACACGGUUGGGAUGUUCAGUUGCAUGCCCCAAAUACUUGGGUGGCUAAUUUCCCAUCUAAAGCUGAAUUGAAGCGAACUGUAACAUUUGGGUCUGCUGAUCUUAAGAAUGGAUUACUUCUGAAAUUCGAAGAGUUUGAGGAGGAAGAGUAUUGUGGAGAAGAGCUACCAAGGGUGUGGAUGCGUGUAUUAAACCUCCCAAAAGGGUUAAGAACAUAUGAGGUUCUAUGGGCGAUUGGGACGAUGUUUGGUGCCACAACUAAGGUGGAUAUGAUUACUACAAGGAAAAAUACCUUUGGAAGAUUUGAGGUUGCAGUUCUCAAUGCUAGCAUUGUGCCCAAUCAAAUGGAGGUCGUUAUUGGAACUCGUUGGUUUGAGUUGGUUUUUGAGAUAGAAGGAGAAAUUGGUGAAGCUAUGGAACCAAUUACUCAUAGGGAGAAUGGUAAUGAGGGGGAUCAUGGGAAUGCCGAUAGAAGGGACACCACUAUGGAGGAGAAUAACUCCAAAGCAAAAGACACAAAUGGCAAUUCUUGGGCUGCACCUUCCUUUGCUAGCAACAGAAGGGACGUAGGAAAGGGUGUCCAGAUGGACGAUGGUGCUCUGGAUGAUUUUGAUGAGGAUGACCUGCUCGAGGAUGAGGUGAUGGAACAAUCUCCUGCUGUUUCACCAAAAUAUGCAGUCCUUAGUGCUGUUCUUGAUGCAGGCUUAGGUGAGCAGGCCAAACAGCCAUCUGGACAGCAUGACUGUGAGAUGCAGGAGGGCUGUAAUUCAAAGCCUGGUUUGGUGGAGCAUAGCAAAGUGCCUAGGGACGAUUGCAGCAAAAUGAAAGAAGCUACUGCGACUUUGGGACACCAAUUGAAGUGUGAUGGUCAGCAGUCUGACGCCAGCUUUAGCUCUGAAGUUGCUCUUCCAGUGAUACCCAAGCCGGUAAAAGUCCUCAAUAAAAUUUCUGCAGCCUUGCCAAAAAGGAGAAGCAAGAGGCGGGAAGCAGAAGUAGAUGAGGACAUGCUGGAACGUGCGAAAAGAGUGGUGGCGAAGAAAAAUCUUGAUGGACCGGAAGGUCACUUUCAGAGGGACACAUUGGACAAGGUUCUGGACACUGUUGCAGAAGGAGGAGGACAGACCUCAAGUAAAAUGGGCCUGUCGUGUGCUUGAAACAACAAUGAUGGAGAUCUUUUCAAAUAAUGGAUGGUCUUUUUUUCAUAGAUUGAGAGCAUAGUUUGAGAGCUUAAAUUUAUGAAACCUUUGUAGAAUGUAAGAUUUCGUUCCAAUGUGGAACCCCAUGUUUGUGAGUUUGACAGCCGAAUGUAUCAACCGAUACAGAAGCUGGAAUAUUAAUAAUAUUCCCUUUUCUAAAAAAUGUAUGGGAUUUUCUAU
Messenger RNA from Zea mays, 3801 nucleotides. RefSeq lists its product as uncharacterized. Bases 412 to 3579 code for a protein of 1055 amino acids. NCBI's taxonomy places the organism in Eukaryota, Viridiplantae, Streptophyta, Magnoliopsida, Poales, Poaceae. Gene Ontology annotation, molecular function: nucleic acid binding; zinc ion binding. The record is from RefSeq and is a predicted model, not a curated record. The transcript is spliced from 2 exons.